Molecule: messenger RNA, 3049 nt
Organism: Salvelinus sp. IW2-2015
Lineage: Eukaryota; Metazoa; Chordata; Actinopteri; Salmoniformes; Salmonidae
Product: syntaxin-binding protein 6
Source: RefSeq, a predicted model, not a curated record
AUGGUCUCCACACAGUGUCACCUUCUCCGCAAUGCUCUAGAGUAGAAAUUUAACUCGGAUUGUAAACCUUGUUGCGGUUGAUUAGAGGGGGCAGCCUGACAGUUAUACGAGUCGAUCGGUAAUCAGCUGUUUCUGCAUCUUGGUGGAGUAAAGCAACAAAAAAGAUCACUAUGAAUAUCCAGUCAGUUAUCAACAGGGAAGUGUUUUCCCCCCGGGAUGAGAGGAUACUCGUGGCUGUGGAGGUUAAGAGGAGAAAAAGGAAAAAGGUUCCCUUUCUGCCCACUGGAGGCAAGGGAGAAUAUAUGACAUACAUCUGUCUGUCAGUGACCAAUAAGAGGCCAGCCCAGCUCCUCAUCACCAAGGUCAAGCAGUUUGGAGGCUCUGCCCCCUUCACCAGGAGGUCACAGUGGAGCGUGGAGCAGCUCCGCCAGGUCGAUGGCAUCGACCCCAACAAGGACUGCCCAGAGUUUGACCUGUUGUUCGACAACGCCUUUGACCAAUGGGUGGCCAGCUCAGCGGCAGAGAAGUGCAUCUUCAUCCAGAUCAUGUACCACGCCUGUCAGACCUACUGGGAGGGCAAGGAGCGGGUCCCUGGUGGCCUGGGUAGCCCAGCUGGAGACCAGCAGAAGGACCAGAGAGCUAGUCCAGGGGCCCAGGUUAGCCCGGGGUCCCAAGGGGGCCAAAGAGGCGGUCCAGGGGCCCAGGCUAGACGGAAGAGCACAGUGGGUCCCAGGCCCCGCCAGACUGAAUUUGUCAACUGUCAGUCCAAACUCACAGGAGAUGCCUGCACUGUGAAUCUGGUCAUCUACCGUUGCAAGGUCUUCUUCAACCGCAUGAAGAAGGUGAUGGUUUCAAAACAAAGCAGUCCUCAGGCUGGAGCAGGUCACAGAGCAAGUCCCAGUGGGCAGCGCCCCCCAGGGGGCAGUAUGGCUAGUGUAGUCAAGAGGGCAAGCCAGGCCCUGCAGGAGCGUGGGCAGAGACUGGGCCGUGCCGAGGACAAGACAGUAGACCUGAUGCACAAAGCCCAGCAGUUUGCAGACACUGCCCACAAGCUGGCUCUGAAGUAUUCAAACUAGAGGCAUCUCUUCCUGUGGGUCCGCUCCUGGCGUCCGUGGCCCUAAUUCACCUGUUGAUUCUAUGUAUAAUAACUUCUAUACUAAUGUUGGAGUGAGGCAUAGUUUAGUUGAAACCCAGUGGACGAUGUUCUGAGAGGAGUGGAGGGUUGUGGUACUUGCUCUUAGAACAUUGACUAUGUCAAAAGGACAUGGAAACCUUUACAGACGGGCAGUGGGGAGGACGGCCCAGUUAUGGACCUCGGAGUUUAAGAAUGACCUUUAACCUCCAGAAUGGGACCUGUGGAUCACAUGACGGUGUCUUUUCAUGGCAUAGCUAGCUGGUUUACUGGAUGGCAAUGUUGUCACAAUGUUCCCACUGCUUGAGGAUACUUGUCUUCCCUGCUUCAGUAGCCUGUGCUCUGAUGAAGACUUUAGAUUUGGGGGGUUUCACAUGUUUUUAGAUAUUUUAAUAUUGGCAUAUGAAUUCUCAGUAAUAAGCUUUUCAGAAUUCACGUGUCUUCUCCACUAUGGAAGUAUAUUUCAAUUGUGGUUUUGCUCGUUACACAAAGAAUUGUUCAUUUAUGACCGUGAACAGGCACACGCAUAGAGAGCAACUGGUGAAUGUUUGAUUUAGAUUGAUACUGGAGAAUUCAUUUUACCUAUGUCGGGGUACGAAUUACAUAGUCAUUUAAUGUUUGAAUGGAGUUGAAUGUAAGUAUGGCUAUUUCAGGUUAUUGCCUUAGUUUUGUGCUAGCUGGUACAGGGGUAUGAGGAACACCUAGUGAAAUGUUUUUUAUUUUCUUUGCAUGGUGAUGCUUUAGUAAGUAUAGUCUUGAUUUCUUGGCACUUUCUAAAUAUGACUAUUGUAUGGAUUCCUAUAUUGCACUAUAAUUUGUUUUGCUUUAAUUUGGUUCCACUAUUUUUCACUGCUAAAUUCCUCCACUACCCUCUCCCUGCUUGCAUCAUUCAUUGAUUAGUCAUUAAUCACUAUUUAAACCAUUGAUUAGUCACUGAUCACUAUUCCAAAUUCAAGUUGAUAAUCUAUCUGAUCCUUGUCUAUUGUCUUUGUCUAAUCAUGUGUGAGUCAUUGAUCCCUUGUCUUGUCAUGUGUUUUUGUCUCUUGGACCAUAUGUAUCGUAAUUACAUGUCUCAUGCCCUUUCAAUCUUUAAUUGCUGGUUCCGUGUCAGACUUGAGUACAGCCGGUAUAAUGGUGGGUUCGUGUAUGUAGACCAGGGCUCUUCUAGGUGAGGUUGUAAGCAAGAUAUGGAACGUUGACUGUGAAGAAUUGCGUGUGUGAUCAUAAUCUCGUCCACACAGCCGGCUCUCUAUGUGGUAGCAAUUGAGCCUGGGGACGAGGUUCAUGUGAUGACGUUUCAGAAGGCCACUGUAGAGAAGAGACUUCUGAGUUGGUUAGUGAUGAGGGUCAGAAAGGCUUGUAAGGUUUAGUUGAGUGCUCUUGCGUAGGCCUGUGGUUGUUGAAUUUAUUUCGAUGCCUAAUAGUGUUUUUUUUGUACACAACACUAAUAACUAAAUAAAUUGAUAUGCUUUAUCAACUGGGACAACAUAUCCCACUUCAUGCUUAACCUGUCAUGGAGUGAGAGGGAAGCCUAAUCUGUCUUUCAACUACUCGUAUCUGAAUGAGACUUAAUUGUGGCAGUUAACUAAGGAGACAAAUCCUAAGAUGGCACUUGUCCUGACUGUGCAUGCUUUCUGUUGCUAUGUUACUGUUGGUGAUCUGAUGAAAGAUUGGCUAGAAUCUAGAUUAGUUGAAAAGUGCCUACACUACCUUUUUUAUAUUCUGAUCAUGGAGUUGAAACCAUGAACUGAUGUUAUUAUUCCUAGAAAUGCUGAYUAUUUAACAUAGUCUUACAACAGUCCUUGAAGCUCUGUUUAAUGUCAAUGUUAACAUGAGAUUUGUACUGUUUUUAAUGAGAACUUCAAUGACCUUAACACUCCUCUUUUUGAGCCAAUAAAUGAAAUGGGACCCGUCUGA